Vespula pensylvanica (western yellowjacket) is the source of this 3373-nucleotide messenger RNA. RefSeq names its product zygotic gap protein knirps-like. NCBI's taxonomy places the organism in Eukaryota, Metazoa, Arthropoda, Insecta, Hymenoptera, Vespidae. Gene Ontology annotation, molecular function: sequence-specific DNA binding; DNA-binding transcription factor activity; zinc ion binding. The record is from RefSeq and is a predicted model, not a curated record. Gene Ontology annotation, biological process: regulation of DNA-templated transcription. Bases 1049 to 2473 code for a protein of 474 amino acids. The transcript is spliced from 3 exons.
GAGGGACGGCAAACUAUCCCAGAAGAGUGGGAUAAGAAUGGGUGUUACCAGAUUGGUCGAUCUCGUGGGACCGGCCGUGUUGGGAUUGGUCGAACGAUUGGUCCCAAGUUGGGCCCAUUGGUUGCUAGCGAGACAGGCGUGAACCGAUGGGCAUGUACAGGUGAGUCCGCAGAAGUAGGGGAAAUCGGUAGCGUUGGUAAGACACGACUCUCUUCUCAGGCACCUUCGAUGCAGUCGAACAGAUCGCAGCGAUCGCGAAGCGGCAGUCCUCUCCCGUCCAUCGACGUGGUCGCACCGAGUCUCGUGGAGGUUCGAGAGAGACAGAGAGUGACUGACGUUACGCACACGAGGAAAAUAAAUAGAAAAAGAAAUAACGUAUCUAUUGCGCGCGAAUGGACGAGAAAUUAUAGAGGAGUAGAAGUGAGAGGGAAAGAAAAGAAACGAAGGAUAGAAACGAAAGAGAGACAGAAAGAGAGAGAGAGAGAGAGAGAGAGAGAGAGAAAGAUCACACGUGAUCGAGAUUGUCGCGAGUAAAUAUGUAAAAAUCCUUUUUUUUUAUCGUUUCGUAUUGUUUUUCGUUCGAGAGAUUUCAAGAUCGGUGAUAGAUGCUUAUCGUUAUCCGACGCUGAAUAAAAAAAAGUUUCUCGCCUGACUCAAGGUCAUCGUAUCGAGAAAAGAACAAGAAGAAGUAAAAGUAUUGGAAGAAGCAGAAGAAGAAGAGGAGGAGGAGAAGGAAGAAGAAAAAGAAGAGGAAGAAGAACCGCCCGUACCACAGUUCACGUUGAUUAACACGCCACGUGCUCGAAGGAAAAUGUUUCUCGCGAGAUAUUGACGAAUGACUUUUCGUUUCCUUUUUCUUUUUUAUCGGACGAACAUCUUUCUUUUUCUCUCGGCUCCUUCCUUCGAGGAUCUGAAAGGGGAAAUUAGUUAUAUACAGUGUGUAAACGUGUGAACGCUGACUCGGACUAUACUAACAGGUCGGAUUUUUCGUUAAGUGAUAUUGCUAACUACCUACCAGGAAAUUUGCGUGGAUAUCUUAAUAAUAAAGAUGAACCAACAGUGCAAGGUCUGUGGUGAGCCAGCAGCAGGUUUUCAUUUCGGUGCUUUCACAUGCGAGGGUUGUAAGUCAUUCUUUGGUCGAACGUACAACAACCUUGGUAGUAUUUCGGAAUGCAAGAACGGAGGUGUAUGCGUGAUCAAUAAGAAGAAUCGUACGGCAUGCAAGGCUUGCCGGUUGAAGAAAUGUCUUAUAGUCGGCAUGUCUAAGUCCGGUUCGCGUUACGGCAGGCGCUCCAACUGGUUCAAGAUCCACUGCCUACUUCAGGAACAAACGAAUGGAAAUCAGAGCGUCGGUGUGUCACCGGGUGCCCCUUCUCCGUUUGGCCCUACCUUCCUUCCGGGAUUCCUACCGCAGUCUCAAGGUCAACAAGCUACUGGUGCCAUUUACGGUUCCAAGGAUGCCAAGGACCCCGGCUCGCCCAGCCAAGAUGAUCUGGCGUUGCAGUCUCAUCUUCUGCACGUGGCGAUGUUGAAGCAGGAAAGAGAGCGGAGCAACAAGUCGCCUCAUCCGGACGACGUGGCGUUACAGAAUCAGUUGCGUAUGCUAGCUUGGCGCAGAGAACGCGAUAGGAUCAAUGGUAAUAGUCAACAGCCGCCAUCUUCGACGCCACCGAGAGAGGCCACGCCGCCGUUUGUAUGUAAACGACAACAACAACAACAACAACAACAACAACAACAACAGCAGCAGCAGCAGCAACAGCAACAACAACAGCAACAGCAGCAACAGCAACAGCAACAACAACAACAACAGCUACCACAACCAAUCUCGUCACCUAUAUAUCCAAUAAGUUUUGCCCAUAAAGACGUAGUAGUGGCAAGUAGCCCACCGGAAGUCUUUAGACCGUUCUUACCGAGCUACAAAAGGUCGACCGACACGCCGAGCGACAGCGGUGCCUCAUCCACCGAAGGCGGUGCCGACGGAUUACACGAUACCGAAUCGAGAAGCAACUCAGCCUUGAGCUACUUCAAGUCCAAUGCUGCCUCCCCUACUUUGUCAGAUCGUGAUUUCCCUGCGAGGAAGAUCAAUGCCACGGUCACACUUACCGCCGGCUACCAUCCGCAUGCGCUCGGUUUAAUAUAUCCUCCGCCUGGUCUGAUAACGCCAGCUACUUCGCAACACUCGCCACGUGGCGGCGAUCUAUUACUGGUUAGUCCAAGUCCAGGUGGACUCGCUAUCGAACAAGACGAACCGAUCGAUUUAAGCGUUAGAUCGAGACUCGGUAGUUCCCCGAGACCAAGUAGACAAGGUGUAGCUACUACCGCCGAAGACGAGGAUAACGAGGACGAGGACGAUGAAUCUAAUGGGAAAGAGGAAGAAAGGGAUACUAUCAAAGACGAAACUACGAUGAAAGGGAAACCGUUAGAUCUAACUCUUACCGUGAAGAGGCCCGCGGAGUUACCAGUUUCACUUUGAGCCCUCUUUUCUCUUCUCUUUUUUCGAGCCGGCGAGAUAGGCUUUAUUUCUAAUAGUAAUAUGUGUUCAUUUCUUGUACAUAUAGAUACCAAGCGUUAUCAACGAAGCGAACAACACGAACGCUUCCUUUUUUUUUUAUUUAUUCUGAUUUAAACGACGAUUCGAUCGAUUCUAUCGGAUCUUUAAUUGGAAUCGAUAUAAAAGAAAUACACAUAGAUCAAUUGUUCGAUCGAGAAGGGCCUUAUAUAUAUAUAUAUAUAUAUUUAUAUAAACCGUAAAUAUGUAUACAUGUUCGUACGGUAUAUUACGAUGAUUGAUCGUUCGGUAAUUACGUUAUUUUCAUGUGUAACGUACAGCUAUUAAGCAAUUCUGAUUAUUUUUGUCAAUAAAUCAUCAUGCAUAUUUCGAAUGGGAACGAAACAACUCGAUGCGUAUCUAAUUGCACGCUGAAAGAGUAUUCGUCACGAUAUAUAAUAUAAUAUAAUAUAAUAUAAUAUAACAUAUAUAUAUAUACAUAUAUACAUAUGUAUAUAUAUAUAUAUAUAUAUAUAUAUAUAUAUAAAUAUCGAAAUAAUCUAUCAGUUGUAAAUAGUCAAGUGGGUGAAUUGUCUGCGAAAUCGAUAUCGCUUUCUCGCUUCUGCUUGGUGUAUGAACCUCUUUGCUGGUGUGAGACAAAAAUUUUUAACGUGAUUCUUUUUCAUUUACUCUCUCUCUAUUUUUCUCUCUUUUCAUCUUCAUCACUUCUUCUACUUCUUUUUCUUUUUCAUCAUUUUUUGUUUGCCUAAUUUUUAUGUUUUCGACAUAUUUGUUUUUUUCUGUUGUAAAUAUAUCCACGAAGGCGAUAGAGACGAGUAGUCAGUACCUAAGCGUCAAAUGAAAUACAUAUUUUUGUUUAAUCAA